Molecule: messenger RNA, 462 nt
Organism: Anneissia japonica
Lineage: Eukaryota; Metazoa; Echinodermata; Crinoidea; Comatulida; Comatulidae
Exons: 4
Coding region: 79-462 (127 amino acids)
Cellular component (GO): membrane
Source: RefSeq, a predicted model, not a curated record
CACAAAUGUUGGGAAUCGCCUCUCCACAGUCUAGUACGGCGGAAACUGUAUACGUUACAGAGUUAAUCGUUACACAUAAUGUCAGUACCAAUUAACACUCCACAAACAAAUGCUUCUAGAGGUCCACAGACUCCACCUCCUACAUACGAUCAACUGUUCCCCUACAGCCGUGAAAAUAUGCAGCCUGUUGAUAGUACAAGUAGGCAUUUGGUUGAACUUGUGAGAAAAAAUAAAAACUACCUACUACUCUCUAUCUUUGUGACAAUAAUUUUCUGUUCGCCAUUUGGAAUCAUUGGAAUUAUUUACAGUGUUGAUGGCUCAAGGAAGUUGGACCGUGGAGAUAAUGUCGGCGCACUGAAUGCUGUUAAUUUAUCGAAACUCUGGUCAAUUACUGGUUUGGUGGUCGGUUUGGUAAUCGUCUGCUUCAUCAACAUAAUCUGGUGGUUCUCACGAGAGCCCUAG